Soboliphyme baturini is the source of this 837-nucleotide messenger RNA. NCBI's taxonomy places the organism in Eukaryota, Metazoa, Nematoda, Enoplea, Dioctophymatida, Soboliphymatidae. The record is from the annotation of a GenBank genome assembly.
AUGAAACUUAGAGCUCACAACAAUCUUGUUGGUCGACUUAUUGGCAAAGGCGGUGCGACGAUCAAGAAGAUCAUGGAAGACACCAGCUGCACGAUAUUCGUCUCAAAUAUAAACGAAUUGAACAUGUUUAACAUGGAACGAACGAUUACCGUUCGCGGACCGUUGGAAAACGUAGCGCAUGCUGAACAAAAGAUCUCAUCCAAGUUGCGACAAUGUUGGGAGAACGAUAUGUUAAGCGCGCCCCAGAGUAUUUACGGCGGACUUCACCCGUUGAUUAACCCGAUUCCGCCGCUAGAGAAUGUUGGAUAUGCGCCUGUAGGAUUAGCUCCUCCCGGUGCUGGUUUCGUGUCCGGUGCCGGUUUUCUCAGUGGCAGGCCUAUGCAGUUGGGUGCCGCCUCGUCUGCUUAUACGCUCGAAGUUGUUCAUAUAUGGGUGCCAAAUAACGUCGUAGGAGCUCUUAUUGGUUCAAAGGGACUUCAUAUUCGUAACGCAAGCCGGUUUACUGGUGCUCAUAUUAGAAUCGAGUCAGCACGUAGCGCUGAAAAUAAUGUUCAGCAGCAAGCGGAUGACAGGAAAGUUGUGUCUGAUAACGAGCGGAAAGUAACCAUCACCGGAAGCGACAUACAGCAAUACAAGGUUAGUGUUGUGGAUUUUCAGGCCCAGUUCUGGGUGUUCAAACGUAUCUGUGAGCAGAAUGUCACAUUCUUUGAAGAUAUUCGUCUGUGCACCGAAAUACAUGUGCCUUCGAAAUUAGUCGGUCGCAUAAUCGGUAAAGGGGGUGCAAACGUUCGGGAAUUGCAACGACUUACGGGCGCACAGGUAAAAAUUCCGGAGGAU